Callorhinchus milii (elephant shark) is the source of this 5420-nucleotide messenger RNA. It is a transcript of the gene dlec1, whose product is annotated as DLEC1 cilia and flagella associated protein. The coding region runs from base 55 to 5286 and encodes 1743 amino acids. Gene Ontology annotation, biological process: negative regulation of cell population proliferation. NCBI's taxonomy places the organism in Eukaryota, Metazoa, Chordata, Chondrichthyes, Chimaeriformes, Callorhinchidae. The transcript is spliced from 40 exons. The record is from RefSeq and is a predicted model, not a curated record.
CCAACCUGCGCCUAAUACUCUCCGGAAUUAGAUUCCCAAUCGGGUGUUCGUGAAAUGAGCGAAGACGCGGUGCAAAAUGAUGAAAAGCCGUCUCUCCAGAACGCCGGCGCAAAUCUCGAACCACAGCCCAACGAAGAUACCUUCGACGAACCGUCCUCUUCAAAGCCUGAUGAUGUUUGUGAAUAUUAUGAAAAUGCCCUUGGGACCCAAACCCCUCCCUCAGAACCAGUCAUGUAUCGGCACAGACCAACCUCCAAACGAACUCAGGACAUCUCUCAUUUACUGGCGAGUAUUUUCAAGGGCUACUACACUGGAGAUGUGAUAGGGAGAGACAUUGUGGAUUACCUUGUGACGUCACAGGGCGGAGAUGAUGACUUCCACGAGAAAUAUGUCCAAAAACUGGAAAAGCUUCGUAAAGAGUACAACGAGAAAAUCGAAAACGUCGACAUGAUUGAAAAACAUAUCAUUGAGGCCCGAGCCCGAGCCAUAGCCGCUGAGGAAAAGGCACUCAACAGAGAACAGGAGGAAAUGGGAGAGUUACAUGACCUUCUGGGCUUGCCACCAGUGAAAUCCGUCUUCAGGGCCUGUUUGAACUGUGAAAUGCUCAGGAAAAACAAUUUAAUCACACCCGAUGGUUAUAACCCAGAACCCCCUGUGCUCCCCGGCAUUAUUGAAGGAUUAAUUUCACCCACGGAGGAACCAAGCAGAAACCUCAGAAGCAUCACCUUCGCUGACUCCGUGGCUGAGGUCCACAAGACAGUUCAGAAGACAGAAACCAGAGAAUCAUCAGAAGCCCCCAAACUUCAGCAAAAAAAGAGCUCUGAUGCAACUAAAGUAUUGGAAAAGCCCAGCAUUAAGCAGGAUAAGAGGGUGACUAAAAAGAACUUGUGGAGGGGCCAGAUGUCCUCAAGCGAGCGAGUUGAGGUACGGUUGAAUUUGAAAAGAUUGGAAGAAAGGCAUAACUUCCUGAAGAACCCACGCUUUCUAUCCCUUCAACACCCAAACGGGGGCAAAUCACUCAUCAUUCCGCAGCAGAAGGUGCCGAAGCAACUGCCGGAAAGAAAGAUCUUUGUCCACAAAACUAUCUCCACGGAAUCCGUGCCUGUUUUCCUGGCGAAUCCACCAAUUAUUUCCUUUACAGACUACAAAGUGGGACAGAUCUAUGAGACAAAUGUUGAGCUGCAGAACCUAACCUCCAACAGUCGCCAUGUCCGGGUCAUCCCGCCCAGCACGCCAUUCUUUUCCAUGGGACUCGGAAAAUUUCCAGGAGUGGGUGGAAUUGUUGCUCCAGGGAUGACAUGCCAAUACACAAUACGCUUUGCUCCGGAUUCUUCAGCCAACUACGAGGAUUUAUUAAUCGUAGAGACGCAGUCCCACUUCCCUCUCGUGGUCCCCAUUGAAGCUAAAAGACUUCCUCCCAUACUAACAUUGCCCAGGACUUUGGACUGUGGCCAUUGUUUGGUUGGCGGAAUGAAGAUAUCCCAGUUCCUGUGUAAGAACAAAGGGUUUAAUUCUGGCCGCUUCUGUAUGAUGCUCAAGAAAAUGUGGCCAACUACUAACUUCAGGAGCGUGGCAGCCUCUGGCUUUCUGGAAGCACCUCCUUUCGCGAUCAGACCUGCUGUGUUCGAGCUACAUCCAGGCCAGGGCAUAAUACUGGAGGUCAUCUUUUUUCCGGCCUGUUGUGAAACCGUCUCCCAAAUCAUUACCAUGGUGUGUGACAACUGCCAGGUCAAAGACUUUGAAAUCACAGGUACCGGCCAGCUGGUGGCUCUGGAUUUUGUCUCGGUGACUGGGGGAGAAAGCCCGGCUGCCCCGGGGGAAUGCACGGACAUGACGGCAGAACACUUUGUGCGAUUUGACACGAUCAAUCCUCAAACUUGCUCCCAGAAGGAGAUCAUCAUCCGUAACGCCACGUACGUGGAGCUUCCCUAUUGCUGGCAACUAAUGAAGCCGAAUUUGCAGCCUGUUAUUCCCGGAGAGCCCAGCAAGGAAACCAACAUUGAGUACAUUCCAGAUGUGGAUUUGGCCUUUGACAUCUGCCCUGAUUCCGGAGUUCUGCAACCUCUCCAGGAACAUCAUUUCGUCCUCAGUUAUUUUCCUCACGAGCUGAAGGACUAUCACGGUGUGUUUUACUUGAUCCUGCGGGAUAUACCAGAGGUUUCCAAUAUAAGUCAACCUGGUCCCUGUGCGAGGACACUGACAGAAAGAGCUUUGAGAAUUGCUUCCACCGUGGUUAACAACGUCAUCGCGAUGGAGGUGGAGGUCAAAGGUUACACCGAGCCCUUCCACGUCAAGUUGGAGCCCUACGCUAUCUUAAUUCCUGGGGAGAACUACAUCCACACCACAUUGAAGAAACAUUUCAAGAUAAGGAAUAGCAGCCUAUCAGCCAUCAAGUACGAAUGGGACAGGGUCAAUGACUGUCAUAUAAUAGAAGUGGUGCCAUCUUUUGGAUCAAUAGAGCCUAACAACAGUCAUGACCUGCAGAUAUCCAUCACAGGAGGGAAACCUGAUAAAAUAACCCACAAUUUGAAGUGCACCAUCAAACACCAGAAAGAGCCAAUUUUUCUUCAUCUGGAGGCAACUGUUUUGGGCCCCCACCUCUGCAUUGACCUGCCCUCUCUGGAUUUUGGCCUGGUGAGACUGCGAACUGCUAUGAUCAGCAAAAUCCUGAUUAAGAAUCCGUGCCAGAUUUCAGCUCGGUGGCACUUGCAGGAAAGCACAGUGUGCCUGAGAGAACGCAACGAAGCGGUGUCACAGUUUACCUUUAAACCAUGCAGAGGGGAGCUGCUCCCGUUGGCCAGCUGUUGUGUCACGAUCCUGUUCAAACCCCAAAGAUGCCAAAGCCUGAAAACCGUCCUGCAGCUGAAUGUGGAGAAUGGCAGCACGAGCCACCUCUCGGUAAUGGCUGAGGUCCAGGAAAUGCACGUGUGUCUGAUGAAUUGCUCCCUCGCUUUCAAAGUGCUCUACGUCGGAAUCCCAGCUCAGGGAAUAGCAACGCUGUUUAACCAGACACAACUGCCAGUUAAAUUCCACUGGGGAAAGCUGAUUGGAAAACAAGCGUCCGAGUACUCGGCCACUGUCAUGCCAUCGAGUGGGCUACUGGGACCAAACAAGCAGAUGGAAGUGUGUGUGGAGUUCGUAGCGUUUAUCAUGGGUGAGGUGACGGACCUUGCACUCCUGUGCAAAGUGGAGAGAAUGAAAGAACCGCUAUUGCUUCAAAUGUCUGGCAAUCCAAUGGGUUUGAAAGUAACUUACAACGUGUUGAAUAAAGCUAAUCAAAACAGCGACAAUCUGGUUUUGAAUUUCAAAGAUGUUUUAGUGAACGAACCGGUAAAGCAACGGCUAGUGAUGACAAACGACACCGCCAUACCAGCAUCAUUCAGUAUAGUUGUGGAGCACUUCAGGCCUUGUUUCCAUCCCUCGAUAGGAACGGAGAGUCUCACUGCACGGGCCAUUCGCCCCAGAACCACCUUGCUGAAGAAAACAGUCAAUCUGACCAAGGGUCCCAGCAAGUCAAAGCGUCGAUUGGAAAGCGAACACUUGGAUAUGAUGCUGGCCCAUUCCAAAGGAGUAUCCUUUGAGGUCAAUCCGACAACAGGAACUCUGGGCCCUUUCCAGCGGCGGAUCAUCAAAGUCACGGCCUUUAACAACAUGUGGGGCAACUAUCACGACCGUCUCGUCUGCCAAGUCGGAAAUCUGGAUCCCGCGUACAUCAACAUCGAGCUGUCUAUUAAAGGUGUCCCACUCUAUUUCAAGAGGUUAGGAGCACAGAAAGACAUUGAGAAACAGCCACCCACAAUAAGGUUCGGGACUCACACCUUCGGAGGUGACAUGGUCUCUCUCCCCGUAGACAUCAUCAACACAACCCCCUUUGACAUCCGCUUAGACUGGGAGAUGUACAACCGUGGUUUACCUGACUUGCACUUGCUAGACUUGUUUGUUUCAUAUGGAGAGAAAUUCCCACUGAAGGACGUCGAAGGCAACGAAUUCAUUGCAAGAAAGCCCCCAGAGAUUAAGCCUGUGCACCAGGUGGACUGGAAUGCCAUUCCCAACAAUUCCAGUUCCAGCUCCUCUGCCCUACAGGAAGACGAACAUGAAGAUGAGGAGGAGGAGGUGGAGGAAGAGGAGGAGAAAGAGAAAACGUUUAUCGAGGAUCUCAUCUUGUUGACACUACGUCCUCAUGAGGGGGUGUUGUCGGACUACCCCUACGCCAUAACGCCAAGGCAGGUGGUGGUGCCUGCAAAAAGAUCCGCGGCUGUUAAUGUCUCUUUCACCCCACUCCAGCUCACUGACCUUAUUAUGGAAAAAGAGUGUGACAGCUUUGCCCAGGGCUUUAUGUCUUUGGACAGUGAGGAUGCACUGGAGAUCCCUGGGAAGGUGGAGCGGAUGGAUGGCUAUGACAUGCAGCCUUUACAUCUGAACUUACAUGCGUUUGUAAAGCCUGCGAUGUUGUUAUUGGAAAUUGACGACAAGGAUAUGGAGGAUGACAAGAAGCUGGUGUUUUACUCCGCUGCCAGCGAUUUAGUACCACACGGAAUGGACGGAGAGAUCAUGAAGGAACAUAUAAAGCUCAUCAGCAUGAAGUUGAUCAACAGCACCGAGAUCCCUCUGCACUUCAAACUGCUGGUGUGGCGGCCUUUCCGGGUCAUCAAAGUGGACCUCUUGAAUAAAUCCUCCAAGAACGACGCUUCUAAAACCCUAGUGCUCCUCGCACAGAACUACAUGCUGGUUACGGUGGGUUUCUGCACUGCUCUGGAUAUGCUGGAUCAGGAGUCACCAGAUGCGCAGAGGGUGGAGGUAGAGUUCAUCGAGUCUGCUAACAAAGACCGAUACCUGAAAUACACUCAAGAGCUGAUAAUUGAGUAUAGCAACAAGUCCUCACAGACGAUCCCUCUCUACGGUUAUGUGUCUGUGCCCGGCUUUGAGCUCUCCUGCGAUGACAUUGACUUCGGCAUCUGCCUGGUAGGGCAGACCAGAAUCAAGGAGGUCUUCCUCAUCAAUAACACCGCGUCCAAGAGCUUCUGGACAGCAAGCUUCGAUAAGUCCAAAUACUACAGUGAUCGGGAUGCGUUUGAGUUGUCGCCCCGCAGCGGGAUGAUAAACCCCCGGGUCAACUCACUGAUCAGCACAAGAUCCGUGCUUCAGAUCAACUUCACCGCCAAAGACAGUCAGGAGUACAGCAUAAAUGUCCUCGUGCGAGGCCUAUUGGGGGAGAACCCACACACCCUGUCAGUCAGCGGCAGCGGCUCGUAUGACGGAAGAUACGAGGCCUUCUGUACCCCGUGACUCCCGGAGCCGGGAGCUCACACGGCAAUCAAUCGAGCGCGACAAUAUCCAGAACAAUAGUUAAGAGAGUCGAGGUUUCAGAGCCACUGCAGCUACACAGAUAUCAGACUGGGGAAUAAAGUUUUGAAACGUUA